AUGGGCUGUCACGGCCACAUCUCGGGCUUGUUCCGCCGCAACCUGCAGCCCACGCUCACCUACUGGAGCGUCUUCUUCAGCUUCGGCCUCUGCACGGGCUUCCUGGGGCCCACGGUGUCCGACUUACGCUGCCAGACCCACAGCUCGCUGCCCCAGAUCUCCUGGGUUUUCUUCUCGCAGCAGUUCUGUCUUUUGCUGGGCAGCGCUCUGGGGGGCAUCUUCAAGAGGACGCUGGCCAAGUCACUGUGGGUCCUCCUCACCUCAUCUCUGACCAUCUCACUAGUGUUUGCUGUCAUCCCCUUCUGCCAAGAUGUGGCGGUGUUGGCUACAGUCAUAGCCAUAGCUGGUCUGGCCAUGGGAUUCAUAGACACAGUGGCCAACAUGCAGUUGGUGAAGAUCUACCAAAAGGAUUCUGCUGUCUUCCUCCAGAUUCUUCAUUUUUUCGUGGGCUUUGGUGCCUUUUUGAGCCCCCUCAUCGCUGACCCCUUCCUUUCUGAAAAUGAUUGUCUGCCAACCAAUGCCACGAACUAUGAUGGAGACCAUUUCCGAAAAAUCUUGACACCCCACCAUGCUCUUCCCAACAUGACCCACCAUGAGCUGCCUGCCCAUGCCUGGGUAGGGAAUCAGAUGUCUUAUGCCUUCUGGAUCAUGGCCUUGAUCAAUACUGAGUUGUCAGUUACCCUCCAGAAGGGUAAGCCACAGGUACCACCUCUUCCCCAGCAGCCCAUCCAGCUGGGAAAGGGCUACCGGCCCUCUCAGGGCUAUUCCCUCCCAUCCCCAACCAUCUCCUGGGACGCCUUCUUCCUCUUCCUCUUCCCCACCUUUGUGACCCACCUCCGGACUCCCUCUUCCCUUCCUCUGGUCAACACCUGCACUGGGCUUCUCUUGGACAGUCCCCUCUACCUCUCCCACUCCCCCCCUCACCCUACAUUCCCCAUUGUUCUGGAAACAAUAACUGCUCAGCGGGUCAGAGGAAAAGCUCGCUUUGGGGUCUCCCUUUCCUACCACCACCACACAGGUUUGUUUAGCAGGGACCCAAAGUCACUGCGCCUGAACUGCCACAGGAGGGCUGACUUAGAGGCCAGAGAAGCUGGCAUUUUAGAGCCCUCUAAAGCCUGCCAAGGGCACCCAGAUAAUGCCACUUGGCAGACAGACCUAAGGAAGAGCUUCCGCUCUGGAGACGCCCAGCCCAGCUCUUCCAGUCUGCAGACGAGGAGCCGCAGCCUUGCUUCGAGGAUCCUCGUGGCUCGUUCCCAGGAUCAGAGGGAGCGAGUGACAGGCUGGCCUCGACCCCUGGACUCCCGACUCCUGGCCCAGUGUUCUCCCCUCCACUUCAGUACCUCCUCCAACCCACCUGCCUUCCCCAUCAUGACGAAGCUUGUUCGAAACCCGCCUUCCACCGUGACCCCCAGGAGAGGGCAUGGAGACCUGUUCAGCUGUUGUCAAAAGAAGAAUUUUCAAGGAGCCUCUUGUUCCUUCUUUGCCAUUCACAUCACUGCAGCCCUGGUGCUAUUCAUGACUGAUGGAAUUAUGGGUGAAUAUUCUGCCUUUAUAUACACCUACGCAGUAGAUGAUCCACUCUUCAUAGGACAUAAGGUAGCUGGCUACCUUCCCAGCAUCUUCUGGGGCUUUGUCACCUUAGGCCGGCUCAUCUCCAUCCCUAUCUCUUCUCGGUUGAAGCCAGCCACCAUGGUCUUCAUCAACUUGGUAGGAGUGGUGGCUACCUUCCUGUUCCUCCUCUUUUUCUACCACAGCGUCAUCUUCUUGUUUGUGGGGACAGCCUUUCUGGGGCUGUUCCUCAGCAGUACCUUCCCCAGCAUGCUGGCCUACACUGAAGAUAUCCUCCAGUAUAAUGGCUGUGCAACCACAAUGCUGGUGACAGGGGCAGGAAUUGGGGAGAUGACACUCCAGCUGUUCAUUGGCUCAAUUAUUCAUGUACUGGGCAAAUACAGCUUCCUGGUCUGUGGAGUGAUCUUUGGCUGUCUGGCUUUUACCUUCUACAUCAUGCUUCUGUUUUUCCACAGGAUAUACUCCAGGCCCUCAUCAGGCCUGAUCUCUAACAAAUCACCAGGGAUAGAAAAUUCUGAAGUCUACCAGUCCUAAAAAGUCAGGUGAAGAAGACAAAAGGAGAUUCUUCCCCCAGAAGCCCAACACAGAUCCCCCACCCUUGCUUGAUAAUGCUGGAAGAGAGGUCUAAAAUGUUGUUUAAAAUUGCUCCUCAGGAAAAAAAUAAUUUAGACCAACUCUUAGGGCACUGGCUUCUCUUAGGGCAAAUCACCACAAGCCUAUUUGGCCAUUCCAACUCUCCUUCCUUGCCUGUUUUCCUGGAUCAAACUGCUAAGAAUUGCCUAUGCUGUCCAGAUGGGAAGAAAAGGAAUACACCAACAUAUACAACUUUGAUGCCUCCUGGACAGGACCCCUAGGGUCUUGACAUUCACUCUUGCAUAUCGUCUGAAAGAGAAAUGGAACCAGGCUUAAAAGAUGAUGAUGCUCAGUGAAACCUGACAAAUGUAGAUAGAUAUAUUUUAAAUUAACCUAGAUGAACCCUGAGCUAUUUCCUGAUGAGCUAUAUCCCAAAAGGAACUACUGCGCUUUACUUGGGAUCAAUCCAGGGGGGGUCUUGGCUUUGAUGAUCCCCCAAACUUCAGUAAUUCAUCUUCACUGUAAAAUUCUGGAAGGAAAUUUGAAUCUUGAUGACUCCAGGAUAUGAACAAUACAUGAUUAGUCUAGGAAAACAGAAGUGAGGGACAAUGUCAUAUUUUCUGUUUUCUCUGAUCCUGUGUGGAUGGAUGGAUGAGUGGGGUGGGUGGCUGUGGCUGGAGAGUUCUAGAAUCAGCAGAGAUAGCAGUGAGAAUUUCAAAAUAAGAUUAAAGCUUUACCUCUUCAACUUAGAAAGAUCUUCCUCUCCAUUUUAUAUCAAGAUAUUUCAUACAGCACAGCCAAGGUAAAAAGAGAAGCUGGGGCUGCCUAGUACUUUUAAAAAGCUGCACACUACAUUAAAAGUAGUGAUGGGAAAGGCAAGUUAGGAACACUGUACUCUAUAGAGUAUCAAUGACAAUGAGAGAAAAGCACGAUAUCACUUUGGCUUUUUAAAGAAAUAGAUACCAGUGAUUGAAUAUAUUCUGCACUUUUUGGAUGCAUCAACAGUACAUGUUGAUACAUCUAUAUAAACAUGUUUUUAUAUAUU
Gracilinanus agilis (Agile Gracile Mouse Opossum) is the source of this 3187-nucleotide messenger RNA. It is a transcript of the gene SLC60A1, whose product is annotated as major facilitator superfamily domain containing 4A. The record is from RefSeq and is a predicted model, not a curated record. The transcript has 12 exons. Lineage: Eukaryota; Metazoa; Chordata; Mammalia; Didelphimorphia; Didelphidae. The coding region runs from base 1 to 2103 and encodes 700 amino acids.